Molecule: messenger RNA, 240 nt
Organism: Arabis nemorensis
Lineage: Eukaryota; Viridiplantae; Streptophyta; Magnoliopsida; Brassicales; Brassicaceae
Source: the annotation of a GenBank genome assembly
AUGUCAACCGGCAACCGUAUCUGGAAACAACGAUUAGUGGAUAUUGGUACUGUCACUGCACAGCAAGCAAAGGAUUGGGGAUUCAGUGGUGUAAUGUUAAGAGGGGCCAGCUACGCACUUCAAGCUGAUCGAUACACGCUCGAGUCAUUUGAAAUGGUGGGGGGAUGCUCGGCUAGUCAGGCUGGGAAGUUUUCUUUCCACCUCCCGAAGGUUAUGAUGAUGGAUUUGCCCGUUUAUUGA